GUUUAUCGCGCUUGUCUCUCUAACACUCGGCACGUCGUGACCAACAAAGUGUCAAACUCCUGUUUAGCAGACAGGACACAAAGGGCGCGAGACCCUGUUGACGGUGUCGUGAAGAAAUGGCGGGAGUCAACCUGAAGGGCGGCAGCUCGGGCGGCCCUGCUCUGGCGCCGCUGCUGCUCGUCGUGCUGCUGGCCUCAUGCGGCGCUGCGCUCGCAGCUCGCGACCUGCUGCAGUCGGCGCCCGCCUCCGGCGCCUCCGCCACCGCCUCCGCGCAAGCCGCGGCCAUUGCGAGCGCGCUGAGCGGCGGCAACAGCAACGCGGUCGCGCAGGCGAUUGCGAAGGCGGCGGCAUCAUCGCCCGCCGCCGCGGGAACGGCGCUGGCCCAGGCCCUGGCCCAGGCUACUGCCAGUGCCAGUGGCGGCGGCAGCGCCAGCGCUGGCAGCAGUGCCGGCGCCAGUGCCGGCGGCGGCCGCGGCAACACCUCCGCGGUCGCCUCGGCCCUGGCUCAGGCGGUGGCGCAGGGCGGCAGCUCCGCAGCCAACGCCGUCGCCAGCGCUGUGGCGCAGUCCGUGGCGCAGGGCAACACCACCAGUGCCGCCACCGCCAUCGCGGCGGGCGCGUCCGCCGGCGGCGCCGCCGCAAACGCCACCGCUACUGCCGUCGCUCAGGCGGUGUCGUCGGGCGGCGCUACUGCCAGCUCCGCAGCUCAGGCCAUAGCACAGGCCUACUCCCAGGGCAACGGCACCGCCGUGGCGAGUGUGCUGGCCCAGGCUCUGUCACGUGCCGAGGCCGGCGGCAACUCCUCCGCCGCCGCCUCGGCUCUUGCGCAGGCGGCGGCGGCGGGCGGCAGCGAGGCGGCGGCGUUCGCGCAGGCCGCCGCCAGCGCCGUCGCAUCGGGCGGCUGUGGGGCUCUGGACCAGUCAUUGGCACAGGCACAGGCGACCGCCGCCGCAGAGGGCAGCGGCAACGCAGCCGCCUUUGCGCAGGCCUAUGCCCAGGUCCUGGCCAAGUGUCCCAACAUCACCACGCCCUCGCCCGUGCCCACCGCUGGCCGCCCUUCAAGUGUGUCGCCAUCACCAUCGCCGUCCCCAUCUCCCAGCCCCUCUCCUUCGCCUUCCCCGUCUCCCCGCCCCUCUCCUUCGCCUUCGCCGUCUCCUCGCCCCUCUCCUUCGCCCAGCCCCUCCCCUUCACCAAGCCCCUCCCCGAAGCCGGCCCCCAGCGGCCCAGCCUCCGCCUCCGCCUCUGCCUUUGCGCAGGCUGUAGCUUCCGGCAACAGCAACGCCGCUGCUACAGCCCUGGCGCAGGCGUCGGCACAGGCGGCCGGCGGCGGCAGUGGCGCCAACGCCAUCGCUCAGGCCUUAGCUCAGUCGUCUGCCAGCGCCCCGGGCGCCACUGCAAACGCCAUCGCUCAGGCCCUGGCCCAGGCCCAGGCCUCGGGUAACGCCAACGCGGUCGCCUCGGCCCUGGCACAGGCGGUGGCGCAGGGCGGCAGCUCCGCAGCAAACGCCGUUGCGCAGGGCGUGGCGCAGGCCCUGGGCGCAGGACAGGCCUCCGCCGCCGCAAACGUCCUGGCGGCCGCCACUGGCGGCGCCGGCGGCGGCAACAGCACUGCGUCCGCCGCCGCCGCGUCGUCCGCCAUCGCGCAGGGUCUGGGCGGCGGCGGCUCACAGGCCACGGCCACUGUGCAGGCGGUGGUGGAGGCGUACGGCUCGGCCAGCAACCCCGGCGCUGUGGCGGGCGCCACCGCUCAGGCCCUGGCGCAGGCGCAGGCGGCGGGCCCGGCGCAGGCGCAGGCAGCGGGUCGUGCCGUGGCUGCGGCGCUCACCGGCGGCGACAAGAGCAGUGCGACCGCGGUGUCGGCGGCCCUGGCCAACGCCACCAGCGGCGGCUGCGGCGGCGUGUCGCAGGUGCUGGCAGAGGCCAAGGCCUCCGCGGCCGCCUCCGGCAAGUCCUCCGCUCUGGCCCAGGCGGUGGCGGCCUCCAGCCUGCGCUGCCUGUAUCCCGAGUGCAGCCCCUUCUUCACGCCCGUGGACUGCUGCGGGGCCGGCAACGGCGCCAGCAUCAGCGCCGGGAAGUGCGGCUGCGUGGGCGGGAGCUUCUGCCGCUACAGCCUGGUGCGCGCCUCGCCGCCCACCUGGCAGUCCACCUUCGGCGGCCUCCCGGGGCAGGACACCAUCUGCGUGUGCGCCGCGGCCUAGGCGGCUGCUGGCGGCUGGCCACUGCUGCUACUGCUGCUACUGCUGCUGGCGAGCUAGCGGAAGAGUGGCAGCAAGCCUGCGGCAUAGUGUGGGCUUGGGAACAGCACGGCACGCACCAGCGCAUAGCAGUAAGCCCACACUAUCCACAUCUUUUGUAGUUUUGGGGGAAUUGACAGGCAUGGUAGACGGCGCCCCGUUGUGUUACUACCCUAUGCUACCCUAGGCUCGUGAUGCGGCGCAGGGUAGCAAAGCACAGGCAUGGUCUGACAAGCAUGAAGCUUGGUGCACGCAUUCGUGAGGACGACCGCGGAACGUGCGAGCCAUGCAAGCAUGAAGCGUGCUCGGUCCGUUGAGACUGAUGCGGCAUUGCAGCUGUUUCCAUGUCCCAGGCAUCCUGCGGGCGACAAGGCCGGACUGUGCAGGCUAUUGAGGCCAGUUGCUGUUGAGGCUAGGACAUUUGUAAAGCACAACGAUGUAAAGUUGAGGAUCUGCCGUAGUACUCCUCUUGUGCUACUACCUUGACCGUACUCAGGUGCAUGCUGGUAGCAGAAAACGCCGUAAAAGGACUUGAUAGCGAGUUUGCUCUGGGCACCGGUACGGUAUGUGGGACUUGCGCGCCGUCAGGCCUUCCUUUCACAAUACUGGCGGCUCGACACGGCUCGACACAGUGACACAACGUCGAAUGUUGGGAUGUCGCACGUCGGCACGUCGCAAAGCGCGGCGGUCUCAGCUCGGCCGUCAGGGUUACUGGGGGGGUCAGGGGGUCGGCAAGGUGCGAGGCCGCCCCAAGGACCCCACAGUCCUCACCCCAGACUUCUCGCCCCUGUGUUCCCACGUAAUAAACACCACAUUUGGGAGCUAUUACAAGGCUUUCUGGGCUGGCCAGGGUACAGGGGCCAGGUGGGUGCGGGGGGGGAUUAGGGGGGGGAUUAAGGGGGGUCGGUGAGGUUAGGGGCCAAAACACUGACGUAGGGCAACCUGACCAUGCCCAGCAACUUACAAGCUGCUACAUUCUUGCAUUCAGCGGAGUGCAUUGAUAGCAAAUUGUUCAAGCACAUCGGUAAUUGGUCCUGCCAGUGCUUGAUGAUGUAUGGGUCGGGUGCGUGUGGCAGGGACAAACCCUUGUCAAACAACUUGCACGCUGCUAUAAUCUCACAUUCAGCGGAGUAUAAUGGUAUUAUAUUGGUCAUUUGAUCCUGCCAGUGCUUGGCGAUGGGUCGGGUGUUGCUGGGAGGGAUGCGUGGAUGACCUGUAUGCUGCACCGCAACCGGCUGUUCUUUGGUGCGUGGAGGAAGAAUAGCAGGGAGAAGAUACGAUAGUACAUCACCUGCGGAUGUGCAUGUUUGUAGAUGUCUGGCAUGAUGGUAAAUGUUCCAGCUGAGCAGUCCAGUGUAGCGGGUGGAGUGCUGCGCGCGACUGUGUCCUGGUGCUGGUACGUGCGUUGUUAGUGACUGCACGUCGACGCCUGGAGUGGCGGAGGCCGCGGUUUCGAAGCCUUCCAGCA
Molecule: messenger RNA, 3702 nt
Organism: Chlamydomonas reinhardtii
Lineage: Eukaryota; Viridiplantae; Chlorophyta; Chlorophyceae; Chlamydomonadales; Chlamydomonadaceae
Exons: 13
Coding region: 117-2198 (693 amino acids)
Source: RefSeq, a predicted model, not a curated record